Rhea pennata is the source of this 2820-nucleotide messenger RNA. It is a transcript of the gene PMAIP1, whose product is annotated as phorbol-12-myristate-13-acetate-induced protein 1. NCBI's taxonomy places the organism in Eukaryota, Metazoa, Chordata, Aves, Rheiformes, Rheidae. Gene Ontology annotation, biological process: apoptotic process; release of cytochrome c from mitochondria; DNA damage response. The coding region runs from base 29 to 193 and encodes 54 amino acids. The transcript is spliced from 2 exons. The record is from RefSeq and is a predicted model, not a curated record.
GUAUUGCACCGAGCCGCGCCGCGCCGCGAUGAUGCCCAGCAGGACCGCGCGCAAGGCCGCGCCGCCCGGCGCCCCGGCAGAGCAGGAAGCCGUGGCCGAGUGCGCCGUGCAGCUGCGCCACAUCGGGGACAAGUGGAACCUGCGCCAGAAGGUCCUCAACCUCCUCGCGAAACUGUUCUGCCUGGAGACGUGAGCGGCCUCCGCGAGGGCGCCCGCUGGGCUCGCGCGGUCGGAUCGAGAGACUUCGCUGACGCCGGGGACACGGAGAAAAACCUCUUUGCCGUUGUAUUUCGCUGCCUGCAGCCGCUGAAGGAAGGCCGCCAAAACCCGAUUCCUUCGGAAACUACUACAGCCAUCCUAGAUGCACGUGGAUAACUGGGAACACUGGGUGGAAACCAAGAUAAGGCCGCGGGGCGCUCCCGAGCGCCGGUUCCCGCGCGCGGCCGGCCGUCGGGGCGGAGCGCCUCCGGGAACCAGCCAAACCCGUCCGUCUCCGGGAGAUGGGUGCCGGAAGCCGGGUGCCUCGGCUCGAACUGUUCGUCUCUCCUGAAGCGCAGAGUCUGCUGGACAGCGAUCUGCUGUUGGGAUUAUUUCACUUCUUAAUUUAAAAAGUUAUUCUUUAUUGGAAGGUUAUUUGUUAUAGGAUGUUGCCUCACUGGCUAGUAAUUACAAUUCUGUGAAUUAACAUGAUAUUGCGUAAUUCUAGUCUAUAUUAUAUUUUAUAUAUAUGUGUGUAUAUAUAUUUACAUAUCUAUAUAAAUAUAUAUAUAUAUAUGUGCACCCUCACUUGUAUGAGAUGAGUAUUUCAUGGAACUAUUCAUUGGGUGUUAUAUGUUUAGGCUCAAAAAGUAGUAUGAAGAACUGUUCAAGUCAUGACAAAAAUACGUCCUAUUAACUAAAAGAAAGUGUAAUGCUUUCUGAUAAUAAAUACUUAAUGCAUUGCUGAGGGGAGCAUUCUUUAGUAUAUCGUUCAACAUGGAAAGGGAUACAUUAUACAGAGAAAUACAGCUAUUAAGGUAUGUGCAUUUGGUGAAGGGAUUAUUUCAAUAUUAAAAAGAACUUCUUAAGAACAAUACAAUACUGCUGUGUAUUUUUAUAAGGACCAGUAAUUUAUCAAUAGAAGUUGAUGUUAUUGUUGAAUCUGAGGCUUUUUUGGGGAACAUUAUUUUUUUCAAAGAAAGCAACUACCUCUCUUUAAAGAAAUAAUGUCACUAAAAUUGAAUGUUACAGUUAGCACAAGAAAGCAACCUUGGAUUUCUCAAUGUGCAACGAUGCUUUUAGGUGAAGGCUCUUCCCUUCUGCUUUAUUGCCAUUUCAUUUCAUGGCAGCUUCAUUUCGGUUUGGAAUGGAAAAGCUGCUGUAAUUCAUCCAGUGGAUGGUGAUGCCUGUCUCACUGAACGGUUACGCUUGCCUGGCUUCGAGGGAGCUGCAGCAAGCACGCUGACUCACAGCAAGGCAAACAGCAACGCUUCUGGUCAAGCAUGUCAGACAUGACUUUAAGCAGUAUUUUUCAGGAGUGUAAGCUGGCAAGAAAAUGGCUAUAACUGAGUAGGUUUUGUAACUGCCUUCAAGUCUGUAUGUAGACAUGUGCAAAAUAACCAUUUCUCUUAGGAAUUUAGCAGGAAAUGUAACUUUAAGUCGUAUUCUUGCUUAAUUGUGCAUAUUUGUACCUUUUGAAUUCUGGGUCAGUUAAAGUUACAUUCUUUCCUGCUCAGUAAAUUCUUGUUCAUAUUUAUAAUGAUUUUUUUCAUCAGUUCUUCUGAAGCUGCCUUUGCAAAUUUGUCAUUAUGUAGCUCUUUAAACCCCAUCACAACUGACUAUGGGACUAUUAUUUGUUGACACUGAUUUUGCUUAGCAGAAGGUGACUCCAUCUCCUUUCUGUGUAUAGGGCUUAACCCAGCUCCAGUGACACUACUGGGAGCUUUGCUGUUUGCUUGAACCAGAGGCUGGUUCCUUCCUCCCCUGAGCCAGCUAAUGCUUCUUCAGUGAGAAUAUUCUGUUUCAAGAAUAAUUGUUAUUUGUUUUACCACUGCGAAGUAAUGAUGUUUGUUUUGCUGACAUGUACAGAAGAAGUCAUUUUUUCAGGUAUUAAAAAGUAAAUGCAAAGAGUUUCUGUUAGGCUGAACACCAGCUUCCAGGCUAGCUCCAUGUGCAACUUAGCAGAGCUGUUGGCUAACAGCAGUCCUGAACUCAGCCAAAAGCCUGGUGCAUCUCCUGGGUUUGAUGGAGUCCCAAAAUCCUUAUCAAGCCUUCAGGAAGCUAAGCAGUGAUUAGGCCUGACUGGGACGCUCAGGAAAAAUCAGCAUUAGUAUUCGCAUUAAUAACUAAAAUGUAUUUGAAUAGAAGUGUUCUGCUUGAUGUGCUGCUUUAAAAUUCAGUAGGAAGCUUGGUGUAAGGCCAUAGAGCCCAGCCACGAUUUCAAGAUGUAGCAUGUGUGAAUGUUAUGAAACUUAGGGGGGUGUGUUUUCCUCGAGAUAUUUGAGUUGAGUAGUACUGCAGUAUUUUUUUGUCUAGAUCUGUAAGGACUAUUUAUUUUUCAUGAAAUGUUUCUACGUUGCUGCGAGGGUUUUCCAGAGUGCUAGCACUCACUGUGAGCUCAGGAAAAUGACCUAGAUCCAAAUGACCAAUGCCAGUAUAUGAGCAAGAGCUUGAUGUCUUCCCUAGGCACUGAGACCUCGUGUUACUUCUCCAAACGAUCUGCUGUAUGAUUGUAUCAACAUGAGCUUGUUUUUCUUAAGGCCUAUUUUGGAGGCAGGCCAGAUGUUUCUGUGUCUGCUGCAGGCACGUAUGUCUUGAAUUCUUGUUGAGAUAAUAAAUAUG